AGAGCACAUAUUUGUUCUUGGAAUGAAGAAUUUAUAUACUACUUUUUUAUAUUAGAUUUCGAGAAGUCGAAACUGCAAACUCCAUGUUUCGACGAAAACGGCCUUGUGAAUACGAGGAAGAUAUCGUAUUAAUAUUUACUGUGCUACGCCGAUAACUCCUUAAUAAAAAAAAAAUUCCACCUCGAACGCUAGAUUUUCUAUUUCAAAAUAUUUCAUUGAAUGAAGAACAAUUACCCCGACCCAAAUAGUGAUUUUUUUAGUGAGUUAUAUCCGUCAGUUUUGCAUAAGUCGUGAAUGAUGUCAUCCUUAACGAAAUUUCUGAUAAUAUUCGCUGUUUUCGCUGAUUCUAAAGAAUUAGACACUGACGAAAACCUACCGGAAGAUGUCUCAAUACCAUUUUUCAAUUUUACUCAGAGUCCAGAAAACAAAAUAGAAAAAUGUGUAAUGAAUGAUUGCGUGAAUACAGCGAAAAAGUAUUCGGAAUUAGUGGAUGAGGCAUUUGAGCCAUGCGAAAAUUUCUAUGAGUUUUCUUGUGGUCGUGGAAUAUUCACUCGUUUUUCACAAUCCGAAAAUGCCGGUGAUGGAUGUGAUGUUGUCAGAGACAUGCUGGAGAGCCCAGUAGAAGAUACUGACAUUUAUCCAAUUCAGAAAGCCAAGAAGUUGUAUCAAUCAUGCGUGAGCUCUGACCUCUCACCAAUGGCGUUCAUGAUGGAAUCACUUAUUGAGGAAAAUGGCGGCUGGCCGAUGCUCCUGGACUUUGAAGCUUGGAAAGAAGAUGAACAUUCGUGGCAAGAAAUUGAUCUAAAUGUUGCACGUUCAACUGGAGAAUACGCAUUUUUCGGUAUAGAUUUCAUUCCAAUACCAGGCGGAGAUCCUGAAGACCAGAAUAUUUACCUCAACACGCCUGAAGAAGAAACCCUGCCAUUAGAAGAGAAUGAGGAAGAAUAUUACUCCGGCGUUAAACGUUUGCUGACAUCAUUUUUUGGCGAAAGAAAAAUUAAUGUUUCUGUAGAACAACUGAGGAAAGAUAUUCAUAAUCUGUACAUAUUUGAAAAGGCACUGCAAGAGGUACUGAAAAUCGAACAGUAUUUGUAA
Molecule: messenger RNA, 1095 nt
Organism: Fopius arisanus
Lineage: Eukaryota; Metazoa; Arthropoda; Insecta; Hymenoptera; Braconidae
Product: membrane metallo-endopeptidase-like 1
Exons: 5
Coding region: 295-1095 (266 amino acids)
Biological process (GO): protein processing
Cellular component (GO): plasma membrane
Molecular function (GO): metalloendopeptidase activity
Source: RefSeq, a predicted model, not a curated record